Molecule: messenger RNA, 5195 nt
Organism: Danaus plexippus (monarch butterfly)
Lineage: Eukaryota; Metazoa; Arthropoda; Insecta; Lepidoptera; Nymphalidae
Exons: 28
Coding region: 91-4947 (1618 amino acids)
Cellular component (GO): membrane
Source: RefSeq, a predicted model, not a curated record
UCGACAUGGGUGUACAAUAAAAAGGUUGUCAUCUAUUUUGCAUAAGAUAUGAUGCCCGAGAAGAAAGAAUAGCAAUAUAAAGAAGACAAUAUGGCUUACUUUACUUCCCUUUGGCAAUCAAGGAUCAUAGAAAGCCAUAGACUAGAAUAUGAGAAUGAAAAGUUUAGUUCUUUGUUAAUAUCUAACACAGAAAUUCCCCGCAAAACCGUUAUGCAAAGAUGGCGCCUUUACGGUCAUCAUACGAAGCGACGUAUGACUGGAAGAUUGAAAAAAUGGUUUCCAAAAGGCUCUUCCGUAUCUAAUCUAUAUUAUUACUUAAAAACGGAUCAGACAUUUCCUAAUUUCGUGCUUAAGAGCAUAAUUGGAUUCCUCGGCGGCAUUGUGCUUACAUAUCUCUGCUUUAUGUUCUUUGUAUUCCAAUUGUCAAUAUCUCUGAUACACGCCACUAUCAUGAGUUCUAUUGUUGGCGUUUUACUAACACUGGGCUUGGCGUUCAGUUACAGAAUAAGAUGUCUAGUAUUUCUUCUUAUACCGCAAUUCUUUUCACGAGUCGGCCGCUACACUCUCACGUGCUACGCCCUUAUUCUCAUUUUGACAGGACCAGCCACUAAUACGUUGAGGAACUUUGAAGUGCUCUCAGAAUCGAUGGCUUGUAGUCAGGAACAAAUAAAAUCCAGCGUCCGAUUGAUAACUGAAGCUAUUAAAACCCCUUUUAGCUCGAUGAAGGGGUCCAUAAAAUUAAUGGUCGAUAAAAUUAAGAAGGUCACAUCCAGAAUCGACGAUGUGGUAUCUAAGAUAGGUGUUUUAGUGACGAGUAUCGGAGAUGAGAUUCAAUCAUCAUUAGACUGGUUGUCAUAUGUCGUGGAUGUUUGUAAUCGUAAGUUUGGUACACCAAACGAUUAUUGUGUGAAAGUUAUGGGCACGGGAUUGGAUCACUGUAAGGAGUAUUUGGAUAAAGAUUCGUUGGACAAUUGGAAUAAGUCUUUGGUUGAAUCAGCUUGUUCAGCUGUCAAAAAAUAUGAAUCUAUUUGUAUCGUAUCCGACUAUGCCAAGACAUCCUUCGCUGCGACCCUUCGCAGAAGGUUAAGAAUAUUCACGGCCCGUAUAACGGAGACAUUUUUUGUCGAUAUAGAAACACAUCACACACACAGCUUCAGUAACAAUAGCAGUGCGAGCGCCAACCAGGUCGCCGCCGGCAUCGUCACCGAGAUCAGGAACAGAGCAGAUCCCUUAUUGACCUGGUUGUCCUGGAGCUCGUGUGUCACUAGCCUGUUCCUAUUGCUUAUCAUAUUUAGAGCUAAAUACUAUCAACAAAUGUACGAAACCCGUUCUAGAUUCGACAACCGUUACGUUACUAAGGAAUUAGGUGAAUUGGAUUUCAAGAGAUAUAUGGACGGGCGUGAAACUGUCCUGCCGCUUAAUAGACGGGAACGCGCCAAAUAUAUAAGUAUUAUGUCGUACAGAUUGAUAGCGACGGAGAAGAUAUAUCUAACUAGAUCCAUUGUAUUUAUGACGAUAACAACAUUCAAACUAUUGAUACACAUGGUCGCGGAUUACAGUCUCUAUUGGAUACUUAUGACUAUAAGAUACCACGGACGAUUCCAAUCUCAGAUCCCGCCUGGUCCAUCGGAUGGUGGCGUCCAUAUAUCUGGUACAGGAUUCGUCUCCGAUUUGAUCAGAUCGCUGUUCGACGCCAUGACGACGCCAUUGACGUCUCAUUUACCCUCGCCCGUCACUUGCCUGCCCAAUCCGCAUCCGCCUGAUUUCAAGCGUUAUACGCAGAUAGUGGUUCUUAUACUGCUGCUAUGGUUUUUCUCGCUCUUGGAGCCCUAUGGCUUGAGACUUCGCCACGUGAUCAUGGGCCACUAUAGACCGGAGCGGGCUAAGGCCAGGGCUGUCUGGCUCUACAACCACAUAUUGAGAACAAGGGCUAGUUUUAUGAAGUUGGCCAGAAGGAAGCUUCAUAGAGAAUAUAAAUAUGCUUCCCAAGAAAAUAUGACAUUGAGACAUUUGAUUAAUUCUUAUAUACCAUGGCGUUGUUUUAAAUAUUUUUUGAAAAAAUUACCCAAUAGCCCACAAUGUCUUUUAUGUAACACGCUCGAAGACUUGAAGGACGCGGAUACUAAACUAAUAAGUUGCGAAACAAAUCGUUGUCCCGGGGUAUAUUGCUUAAGUUGUUUCUCGGACAUUGGGAAACUCUGUACAAUUUGCCUAUCACCGGCUGAUUAUGGUGACAUGAGUGACGUUAGUUUAGAAAAUGGUUCUUCUGAUGACAGUAGCGAUAGCGAAGGUAAUAGAGAUGACUUGAGACUUAACAGAAUUAAUAAUGAUGAAAGAACGGCUUUAAUAAGGAAAACCAAAGAAAACUAUAAAGAGUUAAACAUUUACAAGAAUAAAGGGGGCCAAUAUGAUGCAUGUAAUUUUUCGAGCGGUGACGAGACUUACACGAAAUAUCUAAAUCCUACAUUAAAUUAUUACUAUUCCCAAGAUUACGUAAAGGAUAUUAAGACAGACGAUGAUAUCAAGAAUGAGAACAGCAACAAAGAUGUCAUUGGUGAAGUAAAUCACUAUGAACACAGAAAACGAAAAUCUUUCAAAACUUUGACCAGAAAAAGAAGUGUUUCGAGAAAUCAAAGGCAUAAAAACCGGCGCAAAGUACCUCGACAUUAUAAAAAGCUCAGGUUCAAAAACGUUAAUCAGACAAUCCUCUGUCGUUUACUCCUUCGUGUUACGCAAUUUUUAAAAAUUAACAGCUGUAGAUUCUGUAUGAACAUUUACGAUGUACGAAGGAAAGCGAGAUACAUAGAAAUAAACAAAAAGACGCAUACAAGAAAAAUAAACAAAAAUGUCCCAAAGAACUGGAAGAGUGUUAAAAGAUGCAAAACAGGAAUUAAAAUUAUACGUAGAAGUCCGUCUUUGAAGGUGUUAUAUAUAAAACAUUCUAAGUUAUCAAAUGUUGUAAACGGUAGUCUGUUUGUGAAUUCAAGCAACAAAAUAGAUAUUACACAAAAACAGAAUAAAGGCGGUGAAGCAAAGAAAAAUAAAAAUAAGAAAUCGAAAAACGCGCCCAAGGAAGGAAAAAACGGCGCUGACAAAGACAACGGCUGUCGAAGCGUGAAAAAAAUGUGCAAAAUAUGCUCAUCCUGUUUUACAUAUAUAAAACUGGGCGUGACGCCCUCCAAACAGAUGUUGCGUCACUUAAAAAAUAAUAAGGAACCGUACACGAGCAACAAAUCAAAUUUUAAACGCAGGAAAAAAGACGGGAAUCGCCUCAAGGCGGGGAACGACAAAAUGGACGAAUGUGAGAGUACUAGGAACUAUAGAAUAUCUACGUACCUGUUUGAAAACUGUUGGAUAAAAGACAGAAAUGAUAAAGGCAAUAGAAAUGAAAGGAUGCUCCAAGUGGCCGCAGUUAAAACGGACAAAGACAGAGAAUUUUCAAAUAAAAAUCCCAUGAAAUCCUGUAAAUGUCUGUGUAAUUUUAAUGACUGCACGUGUACGAGGAAAGCUGAUAGUUUCGGUAAAAAACGUUUGUCAAGUUUUCGCAAAAGGAUUUACUGCAGCAAUGACGCGAAGAAGUCAAAUCCACUCUUGAAAACUGAUGAUGGAAGGGAUAAGAACAGCAAGUUACACCCGAAUCCCGUCGAUCCGAAUAUAACGAGAAGAAUGGACUAUUAUCGUUCUCUAGGAAUUACUGAUUUCGUAGAUCCAAGUGAUAAACCCAAUCAAGAGUUUCCUCACCAAAACAACGUUCCUGCUGAAAUGCCAAAAAAAUUAAGCACAGAGAAUUCGCCCGCAAGCAAUCAAAGUAAAGCCAAUUUUGAAUUCGACAGAUUGUCGACGUCUUUGAAGUCUUUUAAAAUUAAGGAGCUCAAGUUGGGCAUAUCAGAGAGAUUCCUACACCUACGAAUACGAAAUCCAUUUCCUGUAAUGCGAGACUUGUAUGCACAUAUCCUCGAGACCACGAAGAAGGAGAAGAGAUCGCAACAGAAGAUCACAGUCGAGAAAGGUGUUUUGGCUCUACCCGCAGUUGAAUCUCAAUCCUGCCAAUGCGAUUGUAAAAUUAACAAAGUUGUGAACCGAACGACUCAAAUACACGGAAGGAACAAAGUUAUAAAACCGCGCGUACUCAUAUCUCAAAAACAAACGACAGACGUAGCAAUUGAUGUUAAACAAACGACUUGCACUUGUGCAACCCAAUAUCAAGCAACCAAGGAAGACAAGUGCUGUAGUUGUAUACAGAUCAAUGUCAAAGGAGGGGACACUGCAAACGUUGAUGAAACACCUGAAUCUCUAAUAUCCGAGAGCACGGAAAGUUUAUGUUCUCAAAGUGAAGGAACAAAAACGGAUACUACCAUAUGUAGCAGAGUUGCUAUCAACUACGAAGAGACACCGCGUGUUAGAAACAAAGCUGGGAGAAGAGUACACGUUGUGACUAAAGCCAAUCAGGCCACAACGACGGAUAAGGCUGAGGUGUGCGACGUUAGUACCUUAACCAAUGACUGGUGGAGUCCCAUAGAAGAAAGGAAAGUAGCGAAGCAAAACAAGUACAGAGAAGCCAGCAGAAAGAAAACACCAUGUACGAAGCACAAAGGAAUUUCCACAGGCGAUGGAAGGAUAGUCAAAUUCAAAAGCGAAGCGCAGAUUAUUCCAUCGGUUUCAGAUUCAGAAGACAUUCUUUCACCUUCUCGAUAUUUAUUAGAAUCCCAGAGAUACUACAAUGAACUAUUCUCAUCAAAAAUUUACUCGCCUCGUGUUUUUCCCGCGAUAUUUCUGAAGGCUAAGAAAUGCGGAAAAAGUAUCUCAUCAAAGGAUAGUAUUAUGACGCUAAGAAAAUGCAAUAUAAAAAGUAAAGGUAAACCUAAAAGAUUAGACAAAAGAGGUUCGCUGUCAUUUAAACCGAAAAUUGGAAGAGCUAGAUCAGAUGAAUCAAGUUUCGAACGCUGACUAUUUGUCAACAAUUUAAUAGAUAAAAAACCGGUAAUAACAAUAUGAGUUACCGUUUUUUAUAUAUUAAUAGCAUAAUAUUUUUUUUAAUCUAAUUUUGCAGUUUUGAGUGGAAACUGAAUGAAGGUAGAGGAUGAGAUUGUAAUUAUUUUUGUUAUGUAAUUUUUUUUUGUUUUUGUUUUACCUAUCGACAAUUUUCGCUCAUCUGUAUGAUAAUUGUGUUCUGUUAUAAUAAAUAUGAAAAAUAA